This is a messenger RNA of Belonocnema kinseyi, 12247 nucleotides long. RefSeq names its product DNA-dependent protein kinase catalytic subunit-like. Gene Ontology annotation, biological process: double-strand break repair via nonhomologous end joining; telomere maintenance. Gene Ontology annotation, cellular component: nucleus. The transcript is spliced from 12 exons. The record is from RefSeq and is a predicted model, not a curated record. Gene Ontology annotation, molecular function: DNA-dependent protein kinase activity; protein binding. NCBI's taxonomy places the organism in Eukaryota, Metazoa, Arthropoda, Insecta, Hymenoptera, Cynipidae. The coding region runs from base 26 to 11578 and encodes 3850 amino acids.
UAAUUUCUCAUGGAAAUCAUAAAUAAUGGAGUCAUUUCAGACUUUUAUGAGCGUUUUCGAAAGAUGCAGUGCGGAGAGAAACAGCGAGGGACUUGUUGACAUUUUAAAGAAUGGCCCAAAGUAUUUUCAAAACAUUUCGGCGAGUGACAGCGAAAAAAUUUUAGCAACCCUUUUUGACGUGGAAAAAGGUUUGCUAUUUUUCCUUCGGGAUGAACUGGAAAGAGGUCUCACUCUUAGGAACUACCAAAGUGCAGUUAUCCAAGGAUUCCGUUUGGUUGAAUUUGUCAUGGUUCAAUUUGAAAAACAGUAUGAACCUUACAUUUUACCAACAAAGGAACUUUGUGAGCUCGCAAUAAAAAUACGAUGUGUGCAUUUUGUUAAAAAAUCAGCUGCGAAUGUAUUCAAGAAACUUGUAGAACUUUUCAACAGGUUCGAAUUACUUCUCGAGAAAACUAUCGAGGUAUUUGGAAGAAGAUUGCACGUCUACGAUGAAAUGGAACGAAGUGAGAUUUAUAUCGUCAUGGGGGCGGUAGCUAAGUACGUUCCGGAUGAUGUUCGAAGAUUCUCAAGUACGAUUUUCAAAAAUAUUCUACAAGACAUGAAAAAACAGUAUAAGGAGCAAAGCGUCGUUCAAUCAGCAAGAUACGCGCAGUACUUUGAGGCUUUAAUCGACUUGUUUGAAAAUUUUACUCCUUUUCCAAGUGAAGAAAGCAACAAACAAUAUUACGAAGAAGUAUAUCAGUACAUAAAGUUACUGAGUGACUUUGAUGAAACUUCAAAGCUCGAAUCGAUUAAGCAAGACAAAGUGGAAAAAAAGAUAGCAGCCACUAUGAACAAGCGGUCGGCUAUUGAAUUGUUGAUCAGGCACUGGUCUUUUUUCGGCCCAAUGAUUUACAAAGAUCACGAAAUUUGGCACAAACGACUCGAAAAGUUAUUAGUUCAAAGCGGAAAAACUGCAGAACUUGGUUGGCGAGCAAUGAAAAUAUUUUAUAAAGCGAUUGCCCAGGUAUUGAAGUCUAGAGAUACUGACGAGGAAAGAAAAGUGCUAUUGUUUUUCAGGGCAUAUUUUUUGGGUUACCUUUCGAGGCUUAGUCUGAAUACAAAUUUAGUGCAAUUGAUAGUUUGGGGUUAUAGUCAAAUGGCAGCUCCUUGCAAGAAGCACUUGACUAGCGAGGAAGUCUGCGAAAUGUAUUCGUUGAUUGCCCGAAGAUCAAUUUCGCUUAACACUCGGGACGAUGCGAACAUUGAAGAAAUCUCGAGUUAUCUGGAGUCCCUUUCGGAAAUUCUGAAAAACUUACCGAACGUAUCAAUCGAUCAGAUAAAAUUUCUUUCGAAACUUGGAAUUCUUUUGAUUAAACGAUUCCCUGAGUUCCGCCUUUUCGUUCAGCCGAAUGCAAUGCAGUCUCUCAGGAAGUCGAUUACAAAUGUCGGAUACCUAAAUCAGAAUCUUCAACAGGAAUAUUUCUAUGAUCUAAUUUACAACGGAAUUCUCUGGACAUGUUCUCACACAUUGUUCAUAGAUGCAGAACUAGCACGCAGUACUUUAAAAGAACGACCAAUCUGCUACAAAAAUUACCUGCCUCUGUGGCAGGAUUUAGUCGACAUCAGUAAAUACAAAUACGAGACAGGACCGCAAGUAAUAAAGCAAUUAUUCAAACAACUAGUAGCCACUUGCACCACUUUGAUGAGCGCCCUAAAUCUCAAAACGAAAACCAAAGAAGACACCAUGUAUUCCGAUGUCGCUCUCUCCCAAACCGCUGAAAACGAAACGGAUUUUCGUAUAUUCAUCAACAUGGUAGACCUCUACGUCGAAAUCCUCGAAAUUCUCGAUUUCUCGCUUCUCAAGGAUUGGCUUCCAAAGCUCUUAUACGAGAUCGUGAGAAAUUCCUACAAACACCAAAUGGUCUCUGGAUUUUACAAAUUAAUUCACGUGAUUCUCCAGAGAUCAGGAAAUUACUGGAAAACCCUAGAUCCGAAUAAUCAAACCUGCGAGAUGAUCUCGAGAUUUUUAUCAAGCACUUUGGACUUAAUUUGCGGAUUCUACCACGAAUUGCAAAUAGCUUGUGUCUAUUUAAUUCUAGACUCACCGAUUGUCUUCAUCCAGAAUGAAUUAAACCGGACAGUUCCAGUUUUUAAAAUCGCUUUCACAAUCGGAUUGGGCGAUUUUUCUCUAGCUGCUUGUGCCCUGGAUGCUCUCGAAUUCUGGACUCGUGAGUUGGCUAGCAGUUAUCCAGAAGAACUGAAGGAAUUAUUGCUUCAAGUUGUUCCCAGCCUCGAGCCUUAUCUGCAGAGUAAAGAAACUGCCACUGAAUUGCUGCAAGAUAUUGUAAAAACGCAGAGGAAGAUUAUAACCCAGGUGACUCUGAAAGACGAGACAAAAACAUUGGAAGAAUUUCAGAGGCGAAUUCUCUUAUUUUUGGGUUCCCUUUCCACCGAAAUUACUCACGACUUUGUUUACAAAAGAUCACAGGACACUAAAGCAACCUGGGAUAAAAAGGAUUUACUGGAUUAUACCCUCUUUUUUCCAGAUAUGAGACUUUACAUCCACUUUGAUAAUAUUCUGCCCAGAGUUGUCGAUUUGGCUUUAAGUUCCGGAGACAGACGAACGCGAAUGUGUGCCUGCGAGGUUCUGCAUUCGCUGAUUAUAGUGAUUCUGGGAAAGACCCGAGAUAUUUUAAACAAACCGAAUCCGGAUCGUUUUGCCCAUUUGUAUAAAAUUCUCUGCCCGGCGAUGCUGAAACUGGGAUCUGAUCCUGAUACAGUUGUUCGGCAAUUGUACUAUCCAACUCUUUUGCAAAUGACGCAUUGGCUAAGCUCAAAAUUGAUGCUGAAAUCGCCUUCGACGAUUUAUCUCGUCGAUGCUCUCUUCGAUGGCUUGACUGAUGAAUCGAAUUCGUCGUUACGCGAAUUUUCGGGCGUUUGUUUGAAGGAAUUUCUAGCCUGGUCAAUCAAGCAGUCUUCUAACCGGGAUUUGAAAAUAUCGCCGAUUAAUGUUUACACAAUUGUGAGGAAAAUGAGUACCUAUGCGUUGCAUCCUUCGACACAGAAAAGAAUUGCAGCUGCUGUCGCUUUCAACCAUUUGUACUCGAUUUUAAGAGAAAGUGAGGAGAUUUUGAAUACCUUCUGGUUGGAGAUUUUUUACUGCUUUGUCAAAAGCUCCGAGGGUUGUCACGAUUUGGGAAUUGAAACGGCGAUCGGACAUCUUCAGAAGGUCCUGAAAAUCAAGGCGGAACUUUUUAAUGCUGAGAAUUCGAGAAGGAGGAAACCAAUCGAGUUUCAGAGUGCCAAUUUGAAGGGAGUAGCAAUCUGGCUUUUUACUCAAUGUGGAUCUUUGGAUCGAGCUUAUAGACAAAGCUGCAUGAAAAUACUGGAAGAUAUUAAUUCUCAUGUGGAAAAUUGCGAUUCAGUGCAGAAACUUGUCUCGUUUUAUUUGAAAAAGUAUGGAAUUGAAGGUCUGAAUUCUAUUAUAUUGAAGAACUUGGAUGAAGAGUUCAAGGUUAUUUCUUUGGAGAGUGUGAAGCCUUUCUUACGCACCUUGGAUUCCUACAUUUGGCUGGUGGGAAAUAAAUUGGUGGAUUUGGAAUUAUUGUUUCUUGAUGGGAAUUCGGAAAAAGAUUUGAUUUUUUCGUGUGCUUGUAAUUUUAUGAAUCGUUUUAUGAUGAGCCAAGAUGAGGAGGAUGAUUCGCUGAUUUCUAGGGAGUUGGAGUUGUUGAAAACAAUCACGUGUGAAACUAUCGUGACGCUUUUUGCUUUUACCAAAAAGAUUCUUGAUGUGAUGGACUCGGUUUCAAUAGAAACUCAAGUUCCAGAAUUCUUCUGGAGCCAGGAUUUAUUUUCCCUGAUAUCAAUUUCUGUACUAAAUCCACAAAAAUUCGGACUCGAUACAAAAAAUUUGAAAAUAAUAGAAGCACUCCCUCAGGAAAUGGGUGAAUUGCUCCACGUGAUAAAAAGCAAAGCAUCUGAUCCUCUUUUGCAAAAACUUGAAGAAGAACUUACUCUUAACGUUGAAAAAUACUAUCAAACCUUCAGAGACAUUGAAAGCGUCACCGAAAACAAUGUAGAGGAAGAAUUAAAAUUGUACGUGAAGGGGCUUAUUUUGUUAAAUAAAAGACAAUUUCUAGAUCGAAUUUUAAAAGGAGAAUUCGCAAAAGCCGAGCCGAUCUUGAUUACACAAAUUUUUCACAUUCUAAAACAUCAAGAUGAAGCUAAAAUGGUUAUUCUAAAACCUGAUAUGGUAGAAUAUCUGGAAAGUAUAUUGGAAUUGGUGUUCAUAAAUUACAAAUAUUCCACAAUGAUUUUGGUUAUGAAUCAUAUAAUGGAGGAAACUGAGCUUUUAAAUCUAGAUAUGACCUCUUCUCAACAUGGAGAAUACUUCCUAAGUAUUUUCAAACCGCCUAUAUUUCGCGGAAUGUUGAGAAAUGUGGAAGAAACUUUGAAAGUCGUCGAUGAUUUAAUUGAGAGGAAGCCACAAAAAAUGUUGAUGGUGAUUGAAGAGCUCGUGAUAUUCACGCACAAACAUAAAAACAACUUUUUGGAAGAAUCGGAAUUUCUCGCCAAUGAAAUUCUUAAACGAUGUUCAUCACUUCAAAGAAGUGUCAACAAUUUGGAAUAUCGUAAAAAUCAGUUUAUGAACAUCUACAGAAUAGUUGUGCGUCUUAAAAAAAAUCCACUUGAAAUAGCGGAUCAAAAGCAAGAACUCUACUUCUGGAUUCUCAGGAAACUUCAAGAAGGCACCGAUCUCGAGCUGAAAACAAAAAUCCUAGACGAUUUCCUAGUUUGCUUAACCGACAUGAAAUCCGAGACCAACUCUGAAUUAUCUGUCAUAUUGAGAAGUCUCAAACACGAAAGAACAGAUGAAAUUUCUGAUAAUAAUAUCAAUUCUUUAAAAGCUGUUGCUUGUUUCCAAACAAUGCUUGCCCAUUUGCCAAUAACCAAAUCCGUAGUUCUUUUCGAAACUUUAAUAAAUUUCGCAGGAGGAUCUUGCGAUCAGUUAUGUAACGAGAAAACAUCCAACUAUCUAGAAACUUAUUUUCAUUCCAUCAACAGCGAGUCUGUCCUGAAAUCCUUGGAGGUUGCCUACACAUUUUUCAUGAAUUGUGGUAGCAUUCCCGCCAGAUUUGAUGUUCUACGAAGAUUUCUUCUCCCAGCGUUUCAGUUUUGCACGACAAGAGAUAUUGAACGUUUCUUUGAAAAGAAUGCAAAAGAAAUUCAUACCAUUCUAAAUCAGGCAUUGAAUUCUCAAGUCGAAGAGGAUUUGAAAAGGCUCAUCGUUUCCAAAAUCGGCUCCUAUAAUCUUUUCGAGAUUCUGUUUUCUCGAAUUGAUCUGGAGAAAAUAACGAGUGUCCAGAGUCUAAUUGCCAGGAAUGUUUUUGCGAAUCCGGAAGACAAGCAGCUGAUGAAGAGUGUGAUGAUGUCAACUUUAUCAGAGAGGAAAACGAAGUGUUUGAGUACAAACGUUAAAGAAAUGACGAGACUACUCCACUGUGCGGCAUAUAAUUGUGGAAUUACCAUCAUCAGUUUGAAAGAAGAGGAAAAGUUUUAUAGUUGGGCCUUCGCGGAGUACAGAGGAGAGGGGAAAUUGAUUUGGGAGAAGAUUUUGGAUUGUGAAAAGCAAUACUCUCUUCAGCAAACUUUUAACGAAUAUCCAAAGCACCGAAAGAAGCUGAUCAAUAUUAAGAAACGUUCAAAGACAAGGGAAAACACUGGUGAGGCAGGUAAUUCUUAUAUUUACAAAUACGAUCUGGCUUCUUCGACAUUGACUGAAAAUUUAGACGCUUUCGAUUUUAAUGAAGCUACAUUGUCUUCAAAGUCAGAGAGCAAUCAAGUCGAGGAAACGAUGACGUUGACUUUCGAAUGCGAUGAUUUUAACGAACAUGAAUGUAUGGCAUCUCUUUGUGGAAUUUUGGUCCACAUGGUGCGGAAUGAUAUUUUCAUUCCUCGAGAAACUGGGGAUGUUCAGCUUCCAAAAUGGAUGGCCUCUUUCAUUCAGUCAAUGAGAACUGAAUUCAAUAAUGUUCGACUCUUUCUCUUAAAAGUAAUCUGCAACACCCAAAAUAUCUUCAAACCCUAUGCUAAAUUCUUCGUUGGUAUUAUUCUGAAUACCGUGAACGAAUAUUUGAAGUUGAACCACCUAAAUUAUAUAAUAACGGAUGUUUUAUUAUUUCUGAUCGAGUGGCGUGUUCCCUUGCCGGAAAACCAGAAAGAGGAGGCACAAAAUCUUCUGGAACACUUGGUUAAUAAAGCUGAUACAGCUAGUACGAGAAGUGUGAAAAGAUAUAACGUUGAUAUUAUAAAAAUGAUUCUUGAACUCUGGAGCGAGAAUCUGAAACUUCCGAAGGCCAUCGAUAAGAAAAUAGCUUCAGAACCAGACUUUGCGAUUAGUUUGAUCCUAACUUUUCUGGAAAAUAAAUUGCAGGAUCAGGUAGUGGAAAGAUGUGAUAUUAUCGAGUUUCUUCACAAGUCGUUUGAAGAUUGGAAAAGGGAAGAAGAUGCUGUUCUUCAAAACUGCGCAGCUCUGGGCUUGAUCGUCAAGAAUUUGAAAGAGGGAGACGAAACGCAAAACGAUAGGAAUGAAGCCAUAAAGCUUAGUACCAACGAGCUGUUUCUCAAGAUUUUUCAGAAGAUGCAGUCGGUUGAUAAGAACAGAAUGAUCAAGUGUAUUUACACCCUGGCUACUUAUUCUCCAACCUGGAUUGAGAAUUUCUUCGAAUUUGUGAGAAACUACAUCGGCGAAGUCGACAACCUAGGAAAAGCUAAAUGCCUUGAAAUUUUCCUCUUGAGAAUUCCAAGUUUGAGUGUUGAAGAUGUUAAGCGUGAAUUGGGCUACAUGAAUUUCAGUAGCCUCUUGCAGAAUAAAAUUUUAACAUGUGAGAGACUAGGUCUUCAGAUUAUUGAUUCUUUGGUAGAAAUCCUAAACCCGAGUGAUCUGCUUCCAAUGGCGGAGUUGGCUUCUCCUUACGUGAAAAACAAUUCACCCGAAUUACGUGAAAGUGCCUACGAAAUCUUCAUGAAGAUUAAAACCAAGUACACCAAUGUUUCUUCAUUCGAUGAGGUUGUGCGAAAAUUAAAGGAAAUGAGUAAGAAGUUUCUGCUGAUCGGAUUGUUGGACUCGGCUGAAUCUUUGCAUUUGAAAUUGAUCAAUUUCUGGACGGAAGAUGAAUCUUUGUCGGAAAAACUGGUGGAUAGGUUCCUGGAUCUUUUGAAUCAAUAUAGUCCAGAUGUCGAGAAAGUCUUUCUGCUUUAUUCCUGCCUUUCUAUGUUACGUCUAACAAGCAAAUCGAGGGAGUAUAAUGAGAAAAUGUUCGCGGAAAAGCUGGAAGAAUGCACCUUCAACGAUUACAGAAUUGUGAUGCACUGGAGGGCGAAAAACUUGGGAUCGAUGGCUCCACUCUUCGCCAGAUCAUUGGCUAGUCAGAUGUCUCAACUGUUCACCCAGUCGACUUAUUCAUCACAGAAUUUUUCUUCCAAUUUCAAUAUGCAAUUCCUUAGAGCAACCGUUGGUCCGUCUUUUGAACCAACUAACUUGCAGGAUGCGACUUUCUCUAAUACUGCAGGAUUUGUUGAGAAUGAUUCUGUUUUCAAAAUUCCCGACCCUGCUUACAAUAAAGUGUCAAAAAGAUUCUUGGGGUAUAAGGAUAGUUUAAAAAAUCAGUAUACACAAAAGGCGGUUGAGAGCAAUUUAAGACAUGAUGAAAUGGUAAAAGAGGAAGUUGUCAGACAAAGUAGUGCUGUCAAGCUUUACAGAAAAUAUCGAAUUGGUGACUUUCCAGACAUCCAAAUAGCUCAUUCAAGUUUGCUCGUUCCUUUACAAGAAUUGGCAAAGAAAGAUUGGCUAAUCUGCAAAGAUCUUGUUGUCUCCAUGGUAUGUUCCUUGCUGAAUGACAUGAACACCAGAUCGAAAAACCAACAAUUAAUUCACAGAAUUUUUGAGAGAAUGCUACAAAUCUUGGAGAAUAAUCAAGGCUCGAGUUCAACACUUGCAGCGGUUUUAGAAAUAACGCUGGCUUAUAAUUCUACUGAUUUUGAACCUGAUUUAGUUGGUCGAGUCUCAAAGAACAGUGGACUUUACUCUUUAGGUGCGCUCUAUUUGGAAAAGUAUUUGAUACACAAACCUAUUUCUGAACCUUUGAGAAAGAGAAAACGGGUAGAAACUCCGGAGCGGAGACCAAAUGCCUCGAUUUAUCUAGCAAGGCUUUAUGAAUCUAUGAAUGAAGUUGACGUCGUUUUGAGUAUCUUCAAGGGGGACGAAUUCAGUGAGAAACUUCAGGAAGCUUCGCUUGCUCAGGCUGCCAGUGAUUGGUUUAAGGCAAGAAAAGCUUACGAGGAAGCUUACGAAAAAGAAACUGAUUUUGUUAAGGUACACUGUCUUCAAGAAUCAUUUGAGUGUCUGAGUCAACUUUCCCGAUGGGAUGUACUCGACAAAAAAGUGUUUGACGAGUCCGAAGAAGAUUUUAACAAUGUCUGGAGCGAUCCUCAAAAAGAAGAAUGGCUUCUGCCUUGGAUCUUUCGUGUUUACCUCCACAAGGUUUUGAAAGGCGACUGGAUGAAGGAUAGAGAUACCGAUAAUUUACGAAGGUUUAUAGAAGCGAUGGACAAUUGGUUAAAGAGUGAUGAACUACCUCGUAUAAAAGAACGUUUCGGUGAAGAAAUUUCAAUACUUUUUAUGAUCGAUUCCGAAACCGAGAACCCGGAAUCGGCUCGUGAUUUUCUGAAAAGUAGUUUAGAUUAUGCUAGGGAAGAGUGGAUUAGAUUGAAUCCUCUUUCUGAAAAACUCAGAUCUCGUCUUCUUCUAAAAUUAAGGGGAAUUAGCAACAUCGACAUCUAUUUGAAAUCUAUCAAGUCCGAUUUACCAGACGGGAUCCAAAACAUGAUGAAGUACUGGGCCGAAAAUUUGCCUUCGUCCAAUGAAGAUCUUCUUCCUUGGGAGACUCACAUAAAUUACCGACUCCACUUUGCAAAUCUUUUGUCUGGCAAUCCCGAAAUAGCAGACAAUGAGGAGAAACUUGACGAGUUGCUGUUGAUUUCCAUCCGGCAAAAAAUGAAACUUCUGGAUUUCGCAAUUGAACACAAAAACAGAUUCAUGGCUAAAAAUUAUGUCGUUGAGUUAGAGGAAGCGAUAUCGACGAAUAGUGGCAUGAAGAAACUGGAGUUCUUCAUCUCGACUUCUAGAUGUUUCUACCUUUUAGGAGAAUGCGCGGAAGACAGCAGGAGAAAACUUUCAUACUUUACCCAAUCUUGGAAUCAUAUUCACAGGCAUCUUAAGUCAAACAAGUCGGAUUCUUCUUUGCGAAUUUCCGCUCUGCAACACGUGACUUCUUUGACAUCUGUUCUGGAAAAUUUCGCCGAUAGAGGAGAUGAACUGACGAGAAAUUUAAUAAGCAAUUCCGAUUUCACUUCGAAGAUUAGUAGAGAAGAAAUAAGAGACGUUGAGAGUUUCAAGAAAUUAAUCAGCGAUUAUGGCUUGUCUAGUUUGAAGGAAACGUGUGAAAUUGCAAUGAAGGGUCAAAGAGCUGAUUGUUAUUUUAAACUUGUGGUUUAUUGCUACGAUCAGGUUUCGAAAAACGAGGAUGAUCUUGAAUUGGUUCGAGCUUUUGUCAGUGCGACUCUUAAAGCUAUGACCUAUGGAUCUUAUAAAGCAGCUCAUUAUUUUCCUUGUCUUCUAAAGACAAAAUAUUUAGAAGAUGAAGAAGCAAAAGAGAUUUUUUUUUCGGAGAGUCAAAAAAUAGAAACUUGGUUGUUUAUCGCCUGGCAAGCUCAGAUUUUCUCCCAUUUGGGAGACUCGCUUGCUGAAAUUUUGAUUCCUGUAAUCAAAAGAUUGAUUGAAGAUUAUCCAAAUGCUAUUAUGUAUACUUUCAGAUCCACGAUAGAAGCGAAUCCUGGUUUGUUAAAGAACUCGCAAAUCCUGGAUAUGAAACAAAAGUUGUACAACAAACCGGAUGUUGAAUCUUUUUUGACAGCAAUGCAUUACGUUUCUCAUCCAGAGUUGUAUUUAAUACAUCACUUGACAGAAGCUUCUAAUGAAGUUCUUCCAGGAAACCCGAUGUCUGUCGAAAAUCUCUUGAAGAAAAUUUUUCCCGAUGAUACACAACUCUGUGGUUCUCUUUUCAAUAAAGUUGUCAAAAAAAUCACUUCUUUCAAGAGUGAAAUUCAAGACAUGGAAAAUAAAACUUAUUCAGAAAUAAAGCCACUGAUAAAGAAGAUUACUGAUCUUUUGAAAAGAAGUCUUAAGGAGAGACGAGAGAGCACGCAUAGCGAUUGUAUUUUUAAAACAAAGUUGAAAGAUUACAGCCCUUGGUUGCAAAAAUUAAGUAGCAGUGAAAUCGAAGUUCCUGGACAGUAUUCGGGAGACAGUAAACCUUUACCAAGAUAUCAUGCGAAGAUUGGAAAGAUUGAGCCGACUAUUAAAGUGAUGCAGUCGCUUCGAAGUCCGAUUAAAAUUAUAAUUGUUGGCAACGAUUCGAAGAAUUACAGUUUUCUGGUGAAAUUCGGUGAAGAUUUGAGGCUUGAUCAAAGAGUCCAACAAGUUUUUACGAUCAUGAACAAGAUUCUGCAAAAUGAUAUUCCGUGUGGAAAACGACAUUUAUCUAUUGACACUUUUCAAGUCAUUCCUUUCUCGCUGAGCCUUGGAUUGAUUGAAUGGGUUGAAGGGACAAGAACCCUCGAAGAUUACAUCCAUUUCACACUCACAGAGAAGCAAAUUCAGCAAUGUUACGGAAUCCAGGAAAAAUACGAUAAUUGGAUAGGAAAAUCUGGAAAGCGUAGUUCAGCUUACAAAGAUUCUUUGCUAAAGUUCAAUGCCUCGAAAGUCGUGUCGAAAAUGAUCGAACUCACAAGUGUGACCGAGUGGGACUCUUUGAGAAGAACCUUCUUCAUGUUAAGUCCAUCGACCGAAAGUUUCAUGUCACUGAGGCACAAUUUUGUAACAACAUAUGGAACGAUGUGCACUGCCCAGUGGAUUUUAGGAAUUGGCGAUCGACAUCUGGAGAAUACGCUUAUCACUGUGAAAUCAGGAAGGUGUCUUGGAAUUGAUUUUGGAUUAGCGUUCGGUGCUGGAGUGGAUCAAUGUAUUCCAGAAUUGAUGCCAUGUCGUUUGACGCCACAAAUUCGAGGGUUGCUGAAACCUUUUGAGGAAAAUGGUCCUCUAGGAGCAACAAUGGUUCACGUUUUAAGAGCACUGAGGAAAGAGAAGGGACCUCUGAUGGCAUGUUUAGAUGUCUUUGUUAAUGAGCCUUUGAAUUGGUCGGAACAUAUAAAUAAGAUGUCGAAAGAAAAUCAAGAGGAUAUAACAGAUAUAAACUGGUUACCAAAGAAAAGAAUAUCUACUGUUGAGCAGAAACUAGGCGGGAAAAAACCUUCGUUGAUUACAGUAGAAGAACUGAAAGUCGUUCAUAGCAAAUCUAAAUAUUUCCAGCGUUAUCAAGAUAUUGUCAAUGGAACUGAGGAUGAUCACAAAACAGUUCGGGCGAAAAUUAGAAAUGAAAAUCUUACUCCUGAAGAGCAGAUUCAAUGUUUGAUUGAUCAAGCGACUGAUUUAAACAUUUUGGGGCGCGCCUGGAAAGGAUGGCAACCUUGGUUGUAAAAAAUUGUGAUUUUUGUUUGUAAAUAAGUUAUAGAGAUGUUUACAUGUAACAACAUAUUUUUUUAAAUCAAGGACUCACCCAGGAAAAAAGAAACGGUUAAAGAAUUGUUUUUGUAAAUCGGUUUCUUAAAAAAAACGGAUUAGACGAUCUUUUUCUGCAUCGGAAUAACUCCUUCAAAUUGGAAAACAAACUUUAAAUAAUUUUAAAAUACUAACUCCGAUUAAAGAUAAAUUUUUGCAAUAAUUUUCGACAUUUUUCAAUUGGAGUAUUUUAUGAAGGGACCGUUUCAAAUAUUUCAAUCGGUUCUUAGUUCCGGGGAAAAUAAUGUAUUUUUUUAUCAAGGACUCAAAGUCUAAUAAAAAAAAAAUUUUUAUACGCUUGGUUUAGAUUAAAAGUCGGGGAAUUAAAUUUAAAUUCCUCAGUGACGUCCAAAAUUCGAAUCAAUCGUCAUAACGAUUGAAUGUAGGCAAGACACUUUUAAUUUAUGUUUCCAUUAACAUCUUUUAAAUCAAAAUAAAAAAAGAGAAAAAAAAUAGGCAACCUCUAAAUUCCAUUUUGUCUUUUUGCUCGUAGUUUUUAUUUAUUUUUUAAAUCGCAAUCAAAAAAUAGACAAAAACAAUAAAAAUUGAAUAUAUUCUAAAUUAAAAGAGUUUAAAUUGUACCUUUUC